Molecule: messenger RNA, 2786 nt
Organism: Hemicordylus capensis (graceful crag lizard)
Lineage: Eukaryota; Metazoa; Chordata; Lepidosauria; Squamata; Cordylidae
Gene: FOXI1
Product: forkhead box I1
Exons: 2
Coding region: 102-1241 (379 amino acids)
Biological process (GO): regulation of transcription by RNA polymerase II; anatomical structure morphogenesis; cell differentiation
Molecular function (GO): RNA polymerase II cis-regulatory region sequence-specific DNA binding; DNA-binding transcription factor activity, RNA polymerase II-specific
Source: RefSeq, a predicted model, not a curated record
GGUGUAUAAGUACUAGAGCUGGCUAGCCCAGAUGAUGCACCUGUCUCGGGAAAGGACUAACACAGGUGUGUUGUAACUUGGUCGACUGCCAGAGCUAGAUUAUGAGCUCAUUUGAUCCACAGAUACAUUCACCACCUCGCUGCAGCCCGCAAUUUCCUAACAUCGGCCAGGAACCUCCUGAAAUGAACCUCUACUAUGACAAUUAUUUCCAUUCUCAGAGUGUUCCUAGUCCACAAAGGCCUGCAAACUUUGAAACGGGAGACUACAAUGCUGCAGCCAACCCUUACCUGUGGUUAAAUGGACCUUCCAUUAACACACCACAUUAUUUACCAGGCUCCAAUGGCAGUCCUUACAUUCCACAGGCUUAUGGGAUGCAAAGGCAGCUCCUGCCUAACAUGCAUAGCUUGACAGGGAACGAGAUGGGCUGGCUCCCGAUGCCUUCUCAAGAGGAACUGAUGAAGCUGGUCAGGCCACCUUACUCCUAUUCUGCACUCAUUGCCAUGGCCAUCCAUGGAGCACAAGACAAGAGGCUGACCCUUAGUCAGAUCUACCAGUAUGUUGCUGACAAUUUCCCUUUCUACAACAAAAGCAAGGCUGGCUGGCAGAACUCCAUUCGGCACAACUUGUCUCUCAAUGAUUGCUUCAAGAAGGUGCCCCGAGAUGACGACGACCCAGGGAAAGGCAAUUACUGGACUCUGGAUCCAAACUGUGAGAAGAUGUUUGACAAUGGAAACUUUCGGCGGAAGAGGAAGAAGAAGUCUGACACGAGUGCCAGCACAGUGUCUCUGGCUUCUGACCGAUCAGAGGACAGCACUCUAAGCGGCAGCCCCCAGACAGCUGAGCACCAAGACAUGCUGGAAACCUCUUCUUCUGGCACUGACAGCUCACCCGAAAAUAGAUCAUCGCCGCCGCCGCCAGCAGCAGCACCAUCUUCAGCGACUCCCUGCCUCACCAAUUUUCUAUCCAGCAUGACGGCGUACGUGAAUGGACCCAAUUCGGUGAGCCGCUCAGUGCCCCUGGGACUUGGCUCUGACGCUGGCGACAGAAUGGGACAGAAUGCAGUCAGCUUCAACUCGUACUCUCCUCUUUCUAACAUUGCCAGUCAUGGUAGUGGAGAGUGGUCCAAUUCCAUGUCAUCAAGUCAUCUUAGCUACAGCAGUGCAGUUCUCAACCCAUUCAAUGCCACUUUCUACAAUAGUCUAAACAGCCCCCUGUAUCCACGAGAGGGGUCUGAGGUAUAAACAAAAAGAGAUCUUAUGUCACGAGGGGAAAGUGUAAGAAUUCAUAGAAAGGAAAUGUUCUUGGGGAAGGUGCUGUGUAUUGGCUCCUCACUUCUGGUACCUGCCUGUUGGUAUUUUUAGACCAACCCAAAGUUCUCUGUUAAAAGUUCUCAUAAGGUCACAAUGGCUUUAAGCUGCACUGUAUAGUUUGACCUUCAGAAAUCUUCCACUUGUCCUGGGGUUUGUAUUCAAUAGCAUAUUAAUCAAUCAAGAAUAACUGUUUCUAUACUUUCUGUCAUUAAAGAACAGUAGAAUUAACACCUUACACACAUCUAUAUGAAAAUAUAGGAGAAAUACCACCCCCUUAGCACAUUGUAACCACAAUGAAUGUGAAUACUAAAGUAUAAAAUAAUAUUCAUGGAAUAGUCUUGAUUAUGCUCUCUUGGUUAAAUGAAAAUAUAGGACAUGAUCCAGCCAAUAUCUACAUUUCAAUGGGAGAGCGGUAGUGUUUAUCCCACUGAAACCAAUGGGACUUAAAAUUCCUUAACACUGUGGGUGUGAUUCAGCCAGUAUCUGCCACUUCCUUCUGAAGAAUGCACUUGCAUUCUGAAGGUUCAACAUAAAGUGAUAUAAUUCUGUUUGCUGCUCAGAGACUGAAUUAAAGAUUGGAUUGAAUUGACAUAAUUCUGAUGGGGGGCGGGGCAUGUACAUCAAAGAGUACCACAAACUGACCGAUCUAUCUUUAAAAAAAAAAUCAUGAUAAACCAAAGCCUUAGACAUUACUCUACUUUUCAUGUUUACAGAUGCAAAGCAAAAAACUAAAUAGAUCAGGAAUGAAAAAUGGCUUGGAUCUCUUUCAAACCCUAAGACACUUUGAUUAUCAAACUCAGUUUGCAGUCAACAAGCACAGGUACAAAAAACCCAGCUGUUUUAAUAGUUCUCUUCAAUUAUCUUGUGGUGUGUGCUGCACACGUGGUCUAGAUCAGGGAUUCUGAACGUUGGGUCCCCAGAUGUUAUUGGACUUCAGCUCCCAUAAUUCCUAGCCCCAGUGGCCUUUGGUUGGGGAUUAUGGGAGUUGAAGUCCAAAAACAUCUGGGGACCCACCGUUGAGAAUCCCUGGUCUAGAUAAUUCAUCCUAAACUUAAGAAUAUGUUUUGUGGAGAAAACAGAAUGUUUGUGGGGCAAAGCUGAAAACCUUUUCUGGUACAUCUUUAAAGUAAAGCUGCACACCAAACUUUCAUGUAGCUUAUGAACCUUAAAUUUCAUAUGAUGAUUGUUAGUGGAUCUGGAUUUUAAAAUUUGUUUCCACUGUAGUAACUUAUAUGGAACAUUUUUUGGAAGUUGUGUAAUUUAUGUACCCUUUUUUCCUAUACAAAAUGUAAUAUUUGUAGCACAUAGACUUGGAGCACCCUUAGGACUUACAAAUGCUGUCUGGCAAGGUUGCCCCAAAGACCUUGAUGUAUUAUGAUAAACAAAACACUGUUGCUUGAUAUUGUUCUGCCUAUUUUUGGUUACAAUUUCAUUAUGGGGGCAUUCAGGGAGGUAUUUUUUAAUAAAAUAUUUGUA